Messenger RNA from Fraxinus pennsylvanica, 462 nucleotides. The record is from the annotation of a GenBank genome assembly. NCBI's taxonomy places the organism in Eukaryota, Viridiplantae, Streptophyta, Magnoliopsida, Lamiales, Oleaceae.
AUGCUUCAGCCUCUGUUUUGUCUGGUAUUCACAGAAGUGUUUGUGAUUCUGCUGCUUCUGUUUAGAACGCCUUUGCGGAAGCCACUUCUCCUUUUGAUGGACAGGGCGAAGCGCGGCCGAGGCCCGGUGGUGGCCUCCACCGCCGGAGGGACUCUCUUUGUGAUUCUGGUGUCCAUUUUGUAUAGUAUAAUCAACACUCAGAAGCGAUCAACGGAUGGGACCCCUCUUAAUCCCACGGAUCAGCUUCUGUUGGUCUACCAUCUUCUUGAAGCUUCACUUUUAGGUGUUUCCCUAUUUCUGGGAUUGAUGAUUGACAGGCUUCAUUAUUACAUAAAAGAACUUCGUUUACUGAGGAAGCAUGUAGAAGCAGUAAAGAAGUUCGAUCAGAGGAAUGAUGAAGUGAAAAACAAGGGAAAGUUAAAGACUAAAGUUGCAGAGGAAGAAGAAGUGGAAGAGGAUUGA